UCACUGGCAAUAGUUUAGUUUUGUGAGGAAUAAAUUAUUGUUAAACUAAUUUCUUGGUUAAUUAAAAUUAAAUAAAAGGCAACAGGCCAAAAGCCCAAUAAGAAACUGAUCCAAUUUAGGAGUAUUAAAUAAAAAAGCAAUAAGGAGUAUUCGUUGCGGUGCGUAACCUAACAUACUAGUAUUACUAUUCCUGCAAUCGGAGACCGGCAGCCACCACCUCCGGCAACGCAACAUGGCGUGGUUUCUCCCGGAAGAACUUGUGGUAGAAAUCUUUUCAUGGCUUCCGGUACAAUCUCACGUGUGUGUCAAAAUCAAUCAUGUAAGUCUCUCAUCUCCGAUUCUGCAUUCGUGAAACUUCACCUUCACCGGUAAUCUUCUAGAAAUGCAGAUUUUUCGAUGAUUUUCGCCGACCUUAUAUCUCAUCUCGCUCUGUAACUUCACUCUUGGAAUUGGAACCUGCAACGGCUUGAUUUCUUUUAUGCAAAUUACAAUUUGAUUAUGCAAUUAGGAAAUACUGCUCGCUGCUCUGUUUCUGGAACCCAGCUACCAGAACAAUGCCUCAAUUCGCCCCACCUUUAUAUGCCAAUCCUAGGAGUUUUGAGGGAUUCCCUAUGUGUUUCUCAAAAUGACAAGAAAACCCGUAAUUUUGUGGUUUGGCAAAUGAAGGAGUUUGGAGUGCACAAGUCAUGGACUCAGUUGUUCAACAUCAUUGGCGAUGACAAUUUUUUUAGCUGGCCCCGGUUUGCAACGUGCUUAUCUUAUCUGAGAAUGGGGAUGCCUUGUUGUUGUCAACAUAUGGUGGGUCCCAAGCAAUUCUCUAUAUCGGGAGAGAUCAUAAAUAAAUUAGUAGACACCAAAAUUGCUAGCGACAUCGUUGGUUGCUCUCUCACCAAUUACAUUGAAAGCUUGGUUUCACCUGUUAAAUGCCAAAUUCUUCUCUGCAACAAUAUAUUAGCUGAAAACAUCUAGGGCCAGCACAAGAGCCUUUGCUGGAAUGGUUACAUACAGUGACACAGAUAUGACCAUUGAGUGUGUGAGUAAAUUGCAGCAAAGGGGGCAAGUUCUUUGACUAAUGAAUUGAAUGGUUUUGAAACUUCAAUAGCGGACAUGAAAAUUUAGUUUUUGAAACCAGGAAGAAUGCACUUUACAUACAACAUUGUGGGCAGAGUUUGGUUGGCCUGGAAAUGUUUUUAACUAAUAGUAGUCCUGAAUCCUGAUUGUUGUGAAAAACUGCAAACUCAAGUUAUUCAUGAAAACAGGUGAACUUUUUUGCCAUGAACUGCAACAUUUUUUUUUUUGGAGCGAGCAUUUCAUGCUGUUAUUGUGCUUGAUUCGUACUACAGAAGGAUACUAUCACUGAAGUAGGAUAGAUUUGUUAAUGGCCUUUGUUUUACUUUAAUUUGUUUAAAGGCUCUUCUCCAGGCUCCCCAUCAGGUUUUGUUGCUUUCAAUUCAUUACCAUUUUCAUCUUUUUAAUUUUCUACGCAUAGAUAUGACGUACGUGUUCUUGACAAUAAAUUGUUCAUUGUUUUCUUGGUCAUGUCGAGAUAAAUGUAUAGAAACGUAUAUCAGUGUCUGUGAUAUACUUAAUUUUCCCAUUUGCAUGCUGCUAUGGGUUCCAUUGACUAAGCAUGUGAUUUGUUUUUAACUAAUGGGCCCAAUGGGCAUAUUCUGCUCGAGGUUCUUGCUUAGGCUGAAUAAUAUACAAGAUAUACGUAUUAUAAUGAA
Molecule: messenger RNA, 1727 nt
Organism: Lotus japonicus
Lineage: Eukaryota; Viridiplantae; Streptophyta; Magnoliopsida; Fabales; Fabaceae
Exons: 2
Coding region: 499-969 (156 amino acids)
Source: RefSeq, a predicted model, not a curated record